This is a messenger RNA of Psammomys obesus (fat sand rat), 2962 nucleotides long. RefSeq names its product proline rich membrane anchor 1 (gene Prima1). Bases 71 to 532 code for a protein of 153 amino acids. The record is from RefSeq and is a predicted model, not a curated record. NCBI's taxonomy places the organism in Eukaryota, Metazoa, Chordata, Mammalia, Rodentia, Muridae. The transcript has 5 exons.
UCUGCAUGUGAAGCCCCCGUGCGCCCGCGCAGCCGCCAGGUUAGCUCACCAGUGGGCACCCCGGGCCGAGAUGCUACUCCGGGACCUGGUGCUGCGCCGCGGCUGCUGCUGGCCCUCGCUACUGCUGCACUGUGCGCUCCACCCACUCUGGGGCUUAGUUCAGGUGACGCAUGCUGAGCCCCAGAAGUCUUGCUUUAAGGUGACUGACAGCUGCCAACACAUCUGCCAGUGCCGGCCCCCGCCCCCACUGCCCCCUCCACCCCCACCUCCGCCACCUCCCAGACUACUCUCUGCCCCAGCUCCCAACUCUACCUCGUGCCCUGCAGAGGACAGCUGGUGGUCAGGGCUGGCGAUCAUCGCUGCAGUCCUCUGUGCCUCCCUCGUGUUUCUGACUGUGUUGGUCAUCAUCUGCUACAAAGCCAUAAAGAGGAAACCGCUGAGAAAAGAUGAAAAUGGCACCAGUGUUGCUGAGUACCCCAUGAGCUCUGCCCAGAGCAACAAAGGGGUGGAUGUGAGCACUGCGGUGGUGUGAAUCUGCAGGCCCUGGACCCACUGGCUGGAAAAACACCUUGGUGGCACUGGUGGACAUGUGAGGACAGGUGGACAUGGGCUGACCCUGGGCCUGUCCGGGACUUCAUGCUUUGCAGGCCUCGAGCCUCCUGAAGGAGAAAGCAUCCUCUUCCCAGGCUAGCCCUGGUCACCCCAGGGGUGCUGCACAGAUUCUAGGCUUGAGCCAGGCUCCCCGCAUGUGGCCCCCCUGAGCAGCAGCACCACCCAGGGCUCUCCAUACUCCUUUGUCUUGUGUUGGGCGCCCCGACUGUCACCCAGUUGCUACUGAAAGCAUGUAUCCCAAGGAAAGCAGAGGGUCUGUCUGUCCUCCUGGGGCAGAGAGACCCCAGUUUAACCAGAAGAAAGGUGACCAGGGACUGCUCCCAUUCUGGCAGCUUCCUCUCCUGCAGGAAGCCCACCUGCUUCCCUGUGGACAUUCUAACAAAAGCCAUCACACAGCCAUGAGACAAAUGUCCCCUUGCAAAGGUGCUUCCCACACAUCUGACCACCACUGUAUCUGCCAUGGUCUUCCGUCUCCAGAGCCCGUGUCACCCUCCUUUGCCCACACACAGCAUAGCCUGCAGCUCCUGACUGCAUGCCUGCCAAGGGAAGCAGUGAGCUCAGCUUACACAAUCCCCAGGGAAUGGACUCCGUGUCUCCCAGAAGCCCAGACCGAGGACGUCCCAAGAAAGACAGAGGUCUGCUUUGCCUGACAUCUCACACCUGGCUCUCCAGGAAGCAUCAGUGUGAGCCAGGCCCUCUGUCUCACCGGACAGAGGUCACAACUUGUGCCAAACCCAUGUGGUACUCUGUGCUAGGCCAAUGCUGGCCUGGUGCUAUGUGCCUCCCCUUGUCCCCAAGAGUCCCCUGAAGCCUAAAUUUGGUACUCAGAAUGUUUCCCAGAGAAGAUGGCCUUCUUCUGGGUAUCCUGGAAGGGGCUUUCUCAGAGUGCCAAGGCUGUUAUGGCACUGAAGCCUCCUGAGUGUGGGAGGAAGGGAGAGUGAUGAAGAGCCAUCCAGCCUUGCCAACCCCCUGCCCACAGGCUGGUUUUCCUGAAUACCACCCACACAGGGAGGCACAUCCCUUGACCCCUGUGAUUUUAUGUCCUUUGGCCCCCUCACCAGCCACAUGUACUUGCCUAGAAGGAAGCGGCCUGCUGGAGGGCAGCACCUCCACAGUGUAGAGAUUUAGCUGGGUAUGUUAGCCCCCUCCUUAGUCACCAGAGAUCUCUGGCAUGUGUUUGUGCUACAUGAGAAUUCCAAAGCCAGGUCAAACCGACAGACACAAAAAUCAGUGCUAUGUGGCUGGCUGCCCUGAAGCUGCUGCUGUCCUGCAGCCCCAACAGGCACAGGCUAAGGGGAGGUCCAGGGCAUAGCUCCUGUAAGGGACAUUUGCUUGAGGACAUGGUUUUGGCUUGGGUUUGAAUUUCACCUUCACAGCAUUACCUUGGCUCUGGCACAGGGUUGCCAAGAUCCUUCUGUGGAGCUGCCCCCACCUCAGCCAGGACAGCACCUGGCAGUCCUCUUCGGAUGUGGUCCCAAGUGAUGAAGAAGCCAAAGCAGGUAGAUCAGGGACAGGCUGACAGGGGUGAGAAGCCUGACCAUCUCCACCCCAGUGCCUUGUCUCACACCUCCCCCCACACACACACACACCUUGAUCUAAAUUGAGAUAGGGCCACAGUCCCCUGGUGCCUGUGUCUGCAGCAGACACUGGGCAGAUAGGAGGGUGAUCCUAGUUGUAAACAUGCACAUUCCGGAGCCUCACAGUCGAGAGACACCCCCCACACAGACACACACACACAUACACACAUCUUGAGUUAUCUAGUCCCAGGAGUGAGGAAGGGAGCUUCCUGCUAGGGAACCUGGAGGGCUGGGCAGAGUGUGAGAUUUCCAUGCACCUACAUCCUGACCUUAGAAACCCAGGAAGUGCACAGUGGGUGUGUGCUGUCAGCCAGCAGGGUUUCCACUUCGCUUGGCUAUGGUGCAGGUAAACGUUCUCUAGUGGGCUUGGGUUGCCCCAGUACUCAGUUAGGGGAAGCCAAGGGAAGACCCAAAGUUUGAAAAGGGUCCCCUGGAGAACAGCCUCCCAAGCCCAGAACUGACCAUUCAGAGAACGCGUCUCCCAUCACAACAGAAGCCACUCGUGUUUAAACAUACAGAAAAUCAGCGUCGACCGAGAGCGUGGACUUAGAACUUCAUUUCAGAGGCUGUACGCCAACUCCGCCAGGACCCGUUCUCAGUGCAGCCUGACUGCAGAGGUCAGCGAAAUGUCCAUGUCCGCGCCUUUCCCCAGGUGUCCCCACUGUGGUUAAGUCUGAACUCAGCGGCACUUAGGAUCUCCCAGGUACCAGGUGUUUCCACAAGCCUUCUAGAGGACAUUUUGGAUGAAAGAAUAAUAGGUGUAAAAAUAAACA